Zygotorulaspora mrakii is the source of this 666-nucleotide messenger RNA. RefSeq names its product Ran GTPase GSP1 (gene GSP1). Gene Ontology annotation, molecular function: GTPase activity; GTP binding. Bases 1 to 666 code for a protein of 221 amino acids. Gene Ontology annotation, cellular component: nucleus; cytoplasm. Gene Ontology annotation, biological process: ribosomal subunit export from nucleus; protein import into nucleus. Lineage: Eukaryota; Fungi; Ascomycota; Saccharomycetes; Saccharomycetales; Saccharomycetaceae. The record is from RefSeq and is a predicted model, not a curated record. The transcript has a single exon.
AUGUCUGCCCCAGCUGCUAAUGCUCAAGGUGAGGUUCCAACUUUUAAACUAGUUCUUGUUGGUGAUGGUGGUACUGGUAAAACCACAUUUGUUAAGAGACAUUUGACCGGUGAAUUUGAAAAGAAAUAUAUUGCUACAAUUGGUGUUGAAGUCCACCCAUUGUCUUUCUACACCAACUUUGGUGAAAUUAAGUUCGAUGUUUGGGAUACCGCUGGUCAAGAAAAAUUUGGUGGUCUAAGAGACGGCUACUAUAUCAACGCACAAUGUGGUAUCAUCAUGUUCGAUGUUACUUCAAGGAUCACUUAUAAGAACGUUCCAAACUGGCACAGAGAUUUGGUCCGUGUUUGUGAGAAUAUUCCAAUCGUUCUAUGUGGUAACAAAGUUGAUGUCAAAGAGAGAAAAGUCAAGGCAAAGACAAUCACUUUCCACAGAAAGAAGAAUUUGCAAUACUACGAUAUCUCCGCCAAAUCCAAUUACAACUUUGAAAAGCCCUUCUUGUGGUUAGCCAGAAAAUUGGCUGGUAACCCACAAUUGGAAUUCGUCGCUUCCCCAGCUUUGGCUCCACCAGAGGUCCAAGUUGACGAACAAUUGAUGCAACAAUACCAACAAGAAAUGGAACAAGCCACUGCAUUACCAUUGCCAGAUGAGGAUGAUGCUGAUUUAUAA